AUGGAGCGGCGGAACAUCAUGAACCUCGUGCUGCUGUUCGGGGGCGUGCUCCCGGCCGUCGGCGGCCUCGCGAUCCCGUACGUGCUCUUCUUCAUCCCGCGCGGCGGCGGCGGCGGCGGCGGCGGCCUGCCGGCGCUCACCAAGGCCGGCGACGCCGUGACCUUCGACUCCUGGCUCGGCAGCCACAAGGUCGGGGACCGCGAGCUCGUCCAGGGCCUCAAGGGCGACGCGACGUACCUCAUCGUCGACGAGGACAAGACGAUCCGCGACUACGGCAUCAACGCCGUCUGCACGCACCUCGGCUGCGUCGUGCCCUGGAACAAGGCCGCCAACAAGUACAUGUGCCCCUGCCACGGCUCCCAGUACGACCAGACGGGCAAGGUCGUCCGCGGCCCCGCGCCGCUCUCCCUUGCGCUCGCGCACAUCACGGACGACAAGGGCGUCGUCACCUUCUCGCCCUGGACGGAGACCGACUUCCGCACGGGCCUCAAGCCCUGGUGGAAGUAG
This is a messenger RNA of Aureococcus anophagefferens, 507 nucleotides long. RefSeq lists its product as hypothetical. The transcript has a single exon. Gene Ontology annotation, molecular function: oxidoreductase activity; 2 iron, 2 sulfur cluster binding. NCBI's taxonomy places the organism in Eukaryota, Pelagophyceae, Pelagomonadales, Pelagomonadaceae. The coding region runs from base 1 to 507 and encodes 168 amino acids. Gene Ontology annotation, cellular component: plasma membrane. The record is from RefSeq and is a predicted model, not a curated record.